Messenger RNA from Nycticebus coucang (slow loris), 1665 nucleotides. RefSeq names its product migration and invasion inhibitory protein (gene MIIP). Gene Ontology annotation, biological process: negative regulation of G2/M transition of mitotic cell cycle; negative regulation of cell migration. Lineage: Eukaryota; Metazoa; Chordata; Mammalia; Primates; Lorisidae. The record is from RefSeq and is a predicted model, not a curated record. The transcript is spliced from 8 exons. Bases 238 to 1449 code for a protein of 403 amino acids.
UGCUGUGGGAAGCUGUGGCAUCGCAGGAUGGUGGAGACUGAAGACCUGCUGGGGCUACGGAUGCUCAAUCUAGAGCUCCUGAGGCAGCUGUGGGUUGGGCAGGAUGCUGUGCGGCGGUCAGUGGCCAAGGCAGCCUCAGAGGUGGGUGCCCACCUUAGGAGCCCUCAGGGAUGAUGAGCAAGGGGGUUGCCCAACCCUCAGGGCAGCAUCCAGGCCUGCAGGGACAUCUUGGCUAGCAUGCCAAUUUUACUGAUGAUGGGAACACUGAGGCCUGGUAAGAAAAGGUACUGUCCUAGGACACUGCUGAGGGCAGAGCAGGACGAGGACCUAGGCGUUGGUGCCUGGUACAGGCCAGGUGGGUGGAUGCCGGUGGGCUGCUCCCUCAGUGAUCCGGCCCCUCCUCUGCAGUCCAGGCUGGACUUCAGCAACAACUACGACCCAGAGACUUCAUUGUCCCAAGAGACUUCCUCAGCUUCCUCCAGAGCCUCCUGCCCACGGGGCAAGUGCCAUGCUAAGGGCCCACCAGAUGCCCACCAAAGUGACCCCUUUGAUGUGGCCAGCUGCAAGGUGGCCUCUCUCCAGCCUGCCAAGUGCCAGAGCCAGGCGUCUCUGGGCCAGCCGAGAUCCCACUCAUCACCCUGGGUGGCCACUUCAGACUCGAAGGACCCAGAGCCUUCUGUAGGGCCAGGUGAUCUGGGGCCGCAGGAGAAACAAGCCCUGAAGUCCGUCUCAGCUCAAGGAAGCAAGCAGUUUAAGCCCAAAGUGACCUUCUCUGAAGAGUCCGAGGGAUCUGUACUACCUGACAGGAGCUGGCGCCUCCGGCCAUACCUGGGCUAUGACUGGAUUGCAGGGGCUCUGGACAACAGCUCUCCUGUCACCAGCCAGCCUGAGACCUUCUUCUCAAAGCUGCAGGAGUUCCGGGAAGCCAACAAGGAGGAGUGUAUUUGCAGCCACCCCGAACCCCAGUUCCUGGGCCAGCCUGAGAGCAGCAAUGUGGAGGAGGAACACGAGUGCGUGUACUGUUACCGGGUCAAUCGACGCCUGUUUGUGGUGCCCUUGGAUCCUGGCACCCCCUGCCGCCUGUGCCGGAAACCACGGAGCCAGCAGGACCGUAAGACCCUGGAGAGGCCAGUGCAGGUCAGGGUGAGCAUCCCACUGUCCAUCCUGGAUCCUCCCCACCAGUACCGUAUCCACCGGCGUAAGAGCUUUGACAACUCCGACACGCUGGCCCUGCCCCGGCACUGCCUACUGGGCUGGGACAUUCUUCCUCCGAAGUCCGAGAAAAGCUCAGCCCCGAAGAGCCUGGACCUCUGGUCUGCUGUCUCCUCCGGGGCCCAGCAUCGGAAGCCAUCAGCCAUCAGACCUUCCUGCCUGGCUUUGCCAGUGCGGGUCCCACCCCCAACCUGGAUAGAACCCCAGGUCCCUGUGCCCCAUGUCCCACGGCAGUAGCCCUGAAGACUGACCACUUGGAGGGACAGAGCUCCUGCCACCCUUUGGAUGCUCCUAGCUGGUCUCAGCUGGCCAUGGCUUGGGCCUUGCUUUCCCAGGUUGGGCAGGUCAUGGGCCCAGGCCUGUCUCCUGCCUGGGGUCUACAGAGGGGGGACUUCUGGGUGGAGGAGGAGGAGAUUCUGUGACAAGUUUGUAAAUAAAGCUUAGGUCUUUGCA